This is a messenger RNA of Symbiodinium natans, 1647 nucleotides long. Lineage: Eukaryota; Dinophyceae; Suessiales; Symbiodiniaceae. The record is from the annotation of a GenBank genome assembly.
AUGGCAAAGUCGCUGUACGAGUUGUGGGAAAAGAAGAAGGUGAUCAGGAGGCGGCUGAAAAACACCAAAAGCUUUGUUCGCUUUCCGAAGAAACAGGAGGAUGAUGAGAAAGAAGAUGGCCUGAAGGAGAACCCCACAUCGACUGCAGCAAUGGAGAUGAACAUACCAGCUUUGACGGCGAUGUUUUCCUUUUACAAGGUCACAAGUGGCAAGCAGGUGACGCAGCUGUACGAAGAGUCCGGCUGUAUUCCCCACCUCGGUGCCAGGCAAUAUUACCUCGAUGCCUGGGACCUCCGCCGGCUGUGCAGCUUCGCGUUGAGGCGUCAGAAAGACGCAGAGCAGCGCGAGCAAACACCCCGCGCGGCCGGAGUUCGACGGCUGUUUCAGCUGAUCAAGGAAUUGCGAAGCACGAACGGUGAUGACAACGAUGACGAAGGGGAAGAAGAAUCAGAUCUCGAGCAUGAGAAGGAGGAGGAGGAGAAGGAGCAGGAGUCUCCUGCGGUGGCUUCCGAAUCGGCCGCGCCUGCCAAGAAGGUUGCUGGCGUGGGCUUGUCUGAUGAGGAGGGGGAGCCCGAGAAGGAUUCGCAGCUUCCACACCCGUUGCAGCGCUGCAGGUCCAAGACCUCUCUCGCAAGCUUGCCCAGCGCGGCAGUUCUUGGCGGUGCUUCCAAGGAGGCUUUGGAGAUGCCUGCUUCCUACGCAGGCCCUGGGAUCCUGACGACGAACAAGGAGGACGAAUUGGCCGACUUGAUGAAUCAAAUCUCGCUCUAUGAGGAUGGGGAGCAGAAGGAUGUCGCAACGGCUCAUCACGAUGCCAUGUUACUCCUGAUGGGAUCCCCAGAGCGACGGGCAAAGGAACCUACAGGCGAUGAACCGCCACCUACGUGCAAGAGGCAGCUCUUCGGAGAUGCGGAUCCUGCUUGGAAGCAUCCUCCAGAUCAGGCGGACACUUUGGUGAUGGGCCCGCCGACCGACGAGACUGACUCGCUGAUGGGCAAUGCCGACAAGCCGACCAGUGUUGUUGAUGUGUUCUCGAGUCCUGAGAAGAUGUGUAAGGAGCCCGGGUCUUCCAAGGGGGAUGGUGACGCUCCGCUGGCCCCGCUGGUUUCUUUGUCUGCCCAGAACGACCUACGCCGGUCCCUCCGCGCUUCCAUUCGUCGCACACGCCGCUCCAGAAGCACGCGCGAGCUCCUGCAGAAGGCCAACAAAAAGGGCAAAAACAAGGGCAAGUCCAGGAAGGCGUGUGAGAAGGAUGAGGGCACGGACAAGCCUACGUGCAGCAACUCCAAGACAGCCGGUUCCAAGAAGCGCAAACACUUGCCGAAGGAGACGGAGGAGCCGAGCCUUUGCCAAAGGCAAAGGCGAAGGCAAAGGCAAAGGCGACACCGAAGACAAAGGCUAGGGCGAAGGCGAAGAGCAAGGCAGCAAGUGUGGAGACGAAGCUGCAGCCUGAUCGCAAUCGCACUGGCUACAGUGAGUGUGGCAAGUUUGUGCUGGGAUGUUCCAGCUGCCGCUGGGGCGUGCUUGGCUGUGGCACCUGCCUUCGACCGUCCUUCAAGGGCAAGAGGUGGCACCGUGUCGCUUGCGAGGGGUCAGAUUGAUGUGUGGGGUCGUGGUAGUGCUACAAAAACAGUCUUCGUGCAAUAG